This is a messenger RNA of Jaculus jaculus (lesser Egyptian jerboa), 5344 nucleotides long. RefSeq names its product cilia and flagella associated protein 74 (gene Cfap74). Bases 198 to 4949 code for a protein of 1583 amino acids. The record is from RefSeq and is a predicted model, not a curated record. Lineage: Eukaryota; Metazoa; Chordata; Mammalia; Rodentia; Dipodidae. The transcript has 39 exons.
CCUCGCGGCUGAGCGGUCAUUGCUGAGGGUCUGCCACUGAAAAGACAUUGCAGAGGGCCUUUAAAUGAUCACAAUUGAAGACAGAGAGAGCAAGUGAGAGUUCCACACGUGUCUACAGCAGUAGUGGAGCAAAACUCAGGAACUGUGUUUCUGAUAUCCUAUAAGAAAAGCAUGAAUUAGAAGAUCCAGCAUUUGAGAUGGAAUCUCUUCCUCAGGAUGUUGCUGACCUAGGAUACUCCCGUUCAGUGAAAGGACAGAAUGAGAAUGCUGAGAAAAUGAAGAAAACUGUCAAAGACAAAAUCCAGAACACUCAACUGCAGAAGAGCAUGGGCCUCCUGGACAAACUGCAUGAGGAGAAUGACCUUUUCAUUCAGAAGACCCGAGAGGAGCUGCGUAUCUGUCGUCAGAGAAUGGGCCUCCUCAGCAAACAGCAGGAGAGCUUUGCAGCUGAGAUCACCAGAGAAAAAGAAGCUAACAACAUGGCAGCUGUGGGCCGUCUCCAGGCUGCAUCCAGAUGCCUAAACACAGAGCUAGAGAAUGAGAGAGACCUACAGUCAAAAAUCACUGCCAUUCUAAAGCAGAGCCAGAACACCAUGUGGCACAUUGAGAUCGAGAAGGGGAAAUUUGAAGAUGUCCAGAAGCGUAGCCAAGAGGAGGCAGAAGCCAGGCAGAAGCACCUCCAGGCACAUGCAGCCCAGCAGCUCUUCAGGGAGAAAAAGGCCUUGGAGAAGGCAGAGAAGAACCAGCUGCUGAGGGCCCGGAAGUCCUUGCAUGUCCAGAGGGAGCUGGGGAUGAGACACCAGAGGCUAGUAGAAGAUACCCAGAGAAACCACAAGAUCGCAGUGAAGUUCCUGAAGGCCUCCCUGGGACGAAUUCGGGAGAAAGAGAAGAAGGAGGAGCUAGAGUCCCGCGAGCACAUGAAGCGUCGCAUGGAUGCUGUACUAGCACUGAAGAGCAACAUCACUGCCAGCCGUGAAACACUGAAGAAGUUUCAGGCCUGGGGCCAGGCCAGGACGGUGCUGGCUAAGCAGAAGGCCUGUGCUGAGAAGGAAGCAAUCCUGUCCCAAGGUGGGGAUGCAUUCAAGCACCUUUUCCAUCAACGAAAGCACCAGGAGCUGGAGGCCCAAAGGCGGGCCUUUGAGGAGGAACAGAAGCUCCGGAAACAGGAGAUAGUAAGUAAGAUUUUGAAAGAGGAAGCUGAGGAGGAAAAUCGGAAGAAGAAACAGCAUCUCCCUACCAAAACCAAAGACCGAUGGACUCUGCGAGACAAGACCUGGAACUACAUCUCCGACUUCUGUGAAGAGAAGACCUCUGCCAUGACCACCAACAGCCUGCUGGAGAAUGAAAUGGCAAUAUGCCCCAAAGCCAGCUGUCUACAGGCAACCACCUCCAAUGAGUCUAUGCAGGGCAUCCUGGGAACCGUCAGUGCAGAGGAGAUUCUGGCUGAGCCAGAGAUCCCGGGGCUGUGGACUGAAGACUACAAGACAUACCAGGUGCCCAAAGAGGAUAUGGACAGAAAGCCUGUGGGUGGGACCAAGAUGGACAAGGACAUCCUGGCCCGCACUAUGGAGCGUCUGCGCAGUGGGGUGGUCCACAAACAGGUGGUGUCUGGGCGGGAGUUCAAGGGCCGCCCCUUCAACAGCAAACCUGAGCUCAUCCACUUCAAGGACUUUGAUAUUGGCAAGGUGUACAAGAAGAAAAUCACGUUGAUCAACGCCAGCUACACAAUCAACUACUGCAAGCUAGUGGGUGUAGAGGAGAGCCUGCGGGAUUUCAUCCAUAUUGACUUUGACCCUCCUGGCCCCAUGUCAGCUGGGAUGUCCUGUGAAGUACUCGUCACUUUCAAGCCCAUGGUAAACAAAGAUCUGGAAGGAAAUGUCUCAUUUUUGGCUCAGACGGGUGAAUUUUCUGUUCCAUUGAAAUGUUCAACGAAGAAAUGUUGUCUGUCCCUUGACAGGGAGCUCAUUGACUUUGGCAGCUACGUGGUGGGUGAGACCACAUCCCAGAUCAUCACACUGACCAACGUUGGAGGCCUGGGCACCAAGUUCAAAUUUCUCCUGGCUUCUGAGUCCUAUGAUAUGAAUGAAUCCCAGUCCGACAUGAAACUAAGCAGCCUCUUCACCUAUGAGGAUAAAAGCAUCUAUGACAAGGUCAUUCCCAGUUUCUCUGAGCAACAGAUUGAGGGCAACGACUCCUCCCCAGUAGACAACCAGAGCCAGAAGGAAUCUGAGAAACCAUAUGAGGAAGAGAGUACAACAGACAGCCCUGUGACGGUAGUUCCCAGUGAGGAGCAUCCAGAGAUCACGCUAGGGGAGGUGUCAGAUGGGGAAAUUGGCCCAUUCAGUUCCAUCAAAGUGCCCAUCAUCUUCACCCCAGUCAUCCCAGGAGAGGUCCAGGCCAAGUUCAAAGUCAUGUUCAAGAAUUCACAGUGUCCAACACUGUAUUUCAGAGCCACUGGCAUUGCCAUGGACGUGCCAGUCUGGGUGCCAAAACCCACUGUGGACCUGAAGAUUUGCAUGUAUGACCGCCUCUACCAGGACUCCAUCCUCGUCCACACGCGAUCAAAAGCAGCCCUACGCCUGAAGUUUGAAGUCUGCAAGGAACUGAGAGGCCACAUAGAACUCCUGCCAGAGACAGGCUACAUCCAGGCCCUGUCCUCCUACUCUGUACAGCUCAAGUUCCUUCCUCGACUCUCUCUUGCGGAAGAUGCAGGGAAGUACUUUGAUAAAGACAGCCGAGUUCUGGAGGCUCCAAUGACAAUCUGGGUGGCUGACCAGACCAGACCAGUGGGGUUCAUCGUUCAAGCUGUUGUCACCACCUCAGACCUGGAAAUCAACCCCUCACAGGUGCACUUUGGCUACUGCACCAUCUAUGAGGCCAUCAAGACAGAGAUCAACCUCACCAACCACUCGCUUCUGCCCCAGGAGUUUGGAUUCGUUGGCGUUCCCAAGUUUAUGGACAUCCAGCCCAAUGAUGGGUUUGGGACAAUCUUGCCAUUGGAAACUUUGAAUCUUGACUUGAUCUUCCAACCCACUAAGGCCAAGGAAUACAACUUCGAGCUGGUCUGCAAAUCUGAAAUAAACCGGUGCUUCAAGGUGUCUUGCCAAGCUGUGGGUGUCCACCCACCCCUGGAGCUGUCCCACUAUCUGAUCAAGUUUGCAGCCACUGCACUGUACGGUACCUCCGUGGCCUCACUGUAUGUCAUCAACUCUCACACGAGCAUGAACAAACUGACCCAUGCCUUGCCCUCCAUCAGCUCAGAGGAUGUGACCCCAGUGGGACCAACAUCCUUUGAGUUCUUGUUGCCCCCCAACUCGCCCAUCACCAUCUCACCCACAGUGGGGACUGUGUUGCCAGGAAAGAGAUGCCUGGUUCGGGUGACCUUCCAGCCAGUACUGCCCCAUGAGGUUAUCCUCAAGGAAGCACUCCAGAACCUGAAAAAGAAAACAGAGAUGUUCCGAAAGGAAUCAACCCAGAGAAAGGAACACUGGAAACCAUCUUUGCCCAUGGGCCGAACGCACAAGGACCGACAGGCCAGGACCUCCAUUGCCCGCACACUGGAGAUGAAGAGGCAGGACAGUCUCAGUUCCACCGAGUACCAGGCUGCCCAAGCCACCCUGACCAGAGCUUUUCCAGGGAAGUUUAACAAGUAUGUGGUCCCCUGUGUCAUUGCCAGUGGUGACAUCAAAGACAGGAAGCCAUCAGAACCUCUGAGCUUCAGCCCCUACAACACCCUGUACCUGGAAUUAUGGUGUCCAACAGUGGCUCCAUUUAUCGUGGUGACAUCCAACAAAGGCAAGACUGUCUUUAACUUCGGGGAUAUUGCUGUGGGACAUCGCAGCAUAAAGAAGGUCUCCAUCCAGAACAUCUCCCCUGAGGACCUUGUUGUGAAGUUCUCAGUGCUGAACCCCAAUGGUCCAUUCGUCCUGAUGAACCCCUCCAGAAAGUUGUGCUCGGGUGAAACACACGUCCUGGUGCUGUCCUUCUCACCCCAUGAGAGCGUCUUGGCUCAAGAAACACUGGACGUUAUCACCAAGAGAGGCACGCUCACCCUUACGCUCAUAGGCACAGGAGUGGCAUCCAUGAUCACAUGCUCCAUUGAAGGCAGCGUCCUCAACAUGGGCUACGUGCUUGCCAGAGAGUCUAUCUCCACAAGCUUCAAGCUACAGAAUGACUCCUCACUCCCCAUCAAGUUCUGGGUGCGGCUGGAGAGCCUCUCCAGCACUAGGGCCAAGGACCGGCAGCAGCUGCCAAACUUUCUCACCUCUACCAAGCAGAGGACUGAAGUUGUUGGCACCCAGAACCACAAUGGCCAGAGUGUGUUCAGCAUCACCCCUGUUGAGGGCCUCAUGCUUCCAGGAAAGGAUCAGGAGUUCACCGUGACCUUCAGCCCAGACCAUGAGAGCCUCUAUUUCUCUGACCAGCUCCAGGUGGUGCUCUUUGAAAAGAAAAUCUCCCACCAGAUCCUCCUGCAGGGUGCUGCCCGUGAACACAUGAUGUUCCUGGAAGGAGGAGACCCGCUGGAUGUGCCUGUGGAAUCUCUGGCAGUGAUCCCUGUCUUUGACCCAGAGCACAGAGAAGAGGCUGAGGAGCUGAAGCCUGUUCUGGUAACUCUGAACUAUGUCCAGUUUGACACAGAUGUGUCAGCUGUACCUGCCACCCGAGAGCUACAGGUGGGCUGUAUCCGGACCACCCAACCAACACAAAAGAAGACGGUCGAGUUCAGCUUGGACAGCAUCCCAUGGCUGCAGCACAAGGGUUUCUCCAUCGAGCCCUCCAGGGGUUCCGUGGAACGCGGCCAGAUCAAGACCAUCAACAUCUCCUGGGUGCCACCUGCUGACUUUGAUCCAAACCACCCACUCAUGGUGUCAGCCCUGCUGCAGCUCAGAGGGGAUAUAAAGGAAACAUACAAGGUCAUCUUCGUAGCCCAUGUGGUGGCUGGCUCCUGAGGCCACAGGAGCCCCUGCAGAGCCCCUUGGGCCCUCCUGCCCACCAUGAAGUACUCUCCAGACUGUGGCCCAGGCCUGUGACCUGGGCAUCCCAUGCUGGGCAGGUUCAAAUGGACAGUCCUCAGCAUAACCCUACAGCCAGGACCCCAUAGUGAUCCCCCACAAACAUGGCAACUUUGCCUGUCCUGAACCCAAUGAGCCCAGAGCCUGAGAGCACCACCCCUGGACCCACAUUAAGAACUACUGAUAUGACCAGUUCAUCAUACAGCCUGCUCCUCGCUGGGACCCUACAGAGACCCCCAUAACACCUGUCCAGACUCUAGAAAACCCAGUGAGGGGCUGGAGGGGUGGCUUAGCAGUUAAGGCGUUUGCCUGCAGAGCCAAAGGACCUAGGU